AUGGUUCGAGAGAAAGAUACUUGUUGGGAAUAUGCGGAGAAGCUAGAUGGUAACAAGGUGAAAUGCAAGUUCUGCCAGAGAGUUCUGAAUGGGGGCAUCAGUAGAUUGAAGCAUCAUCUGUCUCGGCUUCCAAGUAAGGGUGUAAAUCCGUGUAGCAAAGUAAGGGAUGAUGUUACUGAUAAGGUGAGGACUAUCAUAGCAUCCAAGGAGGAGGUGAAGGAAACAUCUAGCAGUAGUAAAAAGAAAAAGUUUGUUGAAGUUAAAUCUCCUCCUGUAAAUGUCUCUCCGGUUAAAGCUCUCAUGUCUAUGGAGACACCUUCUCCAAUUCAGAAGGUUUAUCCUAAUGUCACUCCAAUGGCCCCUUUGUCCAUGAAUAACCAGGAGAAUGCAGAGAGAAGCAUUGCUUUGUUCUUUUUCGAGAACAAGAUUGACUUCAGCAUAGCUCGUACUUCAUCCUAUCAGCUAAUGAUCGAUGCCAUUACAAAGUGUGGUCCUGGAUUUACAGGCCCGUCGGCAGAAACUCUGAAGACUACAUGGCUGGAAAGGGUUAAGACUGAAAUGAGUCUACAAUCUAAAGAUAUUGAAAAGGAGUGGACUACUACAGGUUGCACUAUCAUUGCUGACACAUGGACUGACAACAAGUCGAGAGCUUUGAUCAACUUCUUGGUUUCAUCACCCUCGCGUACCUUUUUCCACAAGUCUGUGGAUGCAUCUGCAUAUUUCAAGAACACAAAAUGCCUUGCUGAGUUAUUCGAUUCGGUCAUACAAGAUUUUGGCCCAGAAAAUGUUGUGCAGAUAAUCAUGGAUAGUAGCUUCAACUAUACUGGGGUUGCAAACCAUAUCCUUACGAAUUAUACAACCAUUUUCGUGUCUCCUUGUGCCUCUCAGUGUUUGAAUCUUAUUUUAGAGGAGUUCUCCAAGGUAGAUUGGGUGAAUAGGUGCUUCCUACAAGCACAAACCAUCUCGAAGUUCAUAUACAACAAUGCCUCAAUGCUCGAUCUGAUGAAAAGGUUCACUGGAGGUCAGGACCUCAUUAGAACAGGCAUCACCAAGUCUGUGUCCAGCUUCCUCUCAUUGCAAACCAUUUUGAAGCAAAGAUCAAGGCUGAAGCACAUGUUCAACAGCCCCGAGUUCUGCACUAACUCCUCUUAUGCAAAUAAAACACAGAGCAUUUCAUGUAUAUCCAUUAUGGAGGACAAUGAUUUCUGGAGGGCAGCAGAAGAGAGUGUGGCCAUCUCGGAGCCAUUUCUCAAAGUGUUGAGGGAAGUAUCUGGAGGGAAACCUGCUGUAGGUUCUAUAUAUGAGCUAAUGACCCGGGCUAAGGAAUCCAUAAGAACAUACUACAUUAUGGAUGAGAACAAGUGCAAGGUAUUUUUAGAUAUAGUUGAUAGAAAAUGGCGGGAUCAGCUCCAUUCUCCUCUACAUGCAGCAGCAGCGUUUUUGAACCCCAGCAUCCAAUACAAUCCAGAAAUCAAGUUCCUCACAUCUAUAAAGGAGGACUUCUUUAAAGUUCUGGAGAAGCUACUGCCUUCGCCUGAAAUGAGACGUGACAUCACCAAUCAAAUAUUUACAUUUACAAAGGCAACUGGGAUGUUUGGUUGUAGCCUAGCAAUGGAAGCAAGAGAUGUAGUUUCACCUGGGCUUUGGUGGGAACAAUAUGGCGAUUCUGCACCAGUGUUGCAACGAGUUGCCAUCAGAAUACUCAGUCAAGUUUGCAGCACUUUCACAUUUGAGAAGCAUUGGAGCGCAUUCCAGCAAAUUCAUUCCGAGAAGCGCAAUAAGAUCGACAGAGAGACACUGAAUGACCUUGUCUACAUAAACUACAACCUCAGGUUAUCAAAGCAAACGAGAAACAAGAACGUGGAAGCUGAUCCUAUUCUGUUUGAUGAUAUUGACAUGACUUCCGAGUGGGUGGAGGAGAGCGACAGUCCAAGCCCGACUCAGUGGCUUGAUCGGUUUGGUUCUGCUCUGGAUGGGAGUGACUUGAAUACAAGACAGUUCAAUGCUGCCAUAUUUGGUUCAAAUGACCACAUAUUCGGUUUAUGAUCCUGAAAAUCAUUUCAGCAACUGUUAAAACAUUCAUGUUGUAUAUUUACCUUGUAAAAAUAAGGUAUUCUCUAGCUAUCUGUGUAUAGGCACCCUCGUU
Molecule: messenger RNA, 2146 nt
Organism: Fragaria vesca subsp. vesca
Lineage: Eukaryota; Viridiplantae; Streptophyta; Magnoliopsida; Rosales; Rosaceae
Exons: 2
Coding region: 1-2046 (681 amino acids)
Molecular function (GO): protein dimerization activity; DNA binding
Source: RefSeq, a predicted model, not a curated record